Messenger RNA from Siniperca chuatsi (mandarin fish), 5338 nucleotides. It is a transcript of the gene dthd1, whose product is annotated as death domain containing 1. Bases 1490 to 4345 code for a protein of 951 amino acids. The record is from RefSeq and is a predicted model, not a curated record. Lineage: Eukaryota; Metazoa; Chordata; Actinopteri; Centrarchiformes; Sinipercidae. The transcript is spliced from 10 exons.
UUAAAUAUAAAAUAAAAUACAAUUUCUUAUAUUAGAUAAAACAUAAAAGCUUCAAGACAAACAGCAGAUUUCUUUAACAGUUCAACCCCACAUAACAUUGUGAUUUAUGUUAUAUUUGUAAUUAAAAUAUUUGUAAAAACAUUUUUAUAUUAUAUUUUCAUGUUGCAUAUUUCUUCCUCCACAGAUGGACAUUAUUACUACUAAUAGAAUUAAAAGUGAUAAAAUAAGUAGUAAAAUCACAGGGUACACUACAGUAUGUACAUACUGCCACAUGAUGGUGCCAAAGUGCUGCAGGCUGCUUCUAGGUGAAAUAGACCUUUCUCACUGAAGACAUACAAGUAAAUAAUAAAAUGAAUGAUGGCUGAAUUCCAUUUAGCUGCUUCAGUUUCAGGGCCCUGGUGCUGGCUCACUGCCAAACUGUCAUGGAUUACUGGGACACUUGAAUAGAACAAAGCCAUCAUUAAUAUUAUUAAUAACACCUGUGCUUUACCUACUAUGACAAGUCAAAAAGUCUGCUGGGAAAAAGGCCUAUAAAGAUGUGCAUGAUAGAGUAACACAUUUUUCUCUUUCUUGAAAUAAUUAAAUACAUUCCACCAUCAAAGUGGUUUAUAAUUGCUUUCUAUUAAAUAAACUGGCUUUGUACUAAAGGUUUUUACAUUGUGUCAUUUGCCUGUUUUGAUCAUCUAAAUUCAACUCAAAUCUUAAUGUAACGUAACUUAGACUUAGACAGACCUUUUACAUGUAAUGGUGUAUUUUUUGACUAUGGUAUUACUAUGGUAUGGCUUAAGUAAAGGAUCUGAAUACUUCUUCCACCACAAAUGUCUUACCAGAAAUUCUACAGGAAACCCACACAAUGACACAGUGUUUGUGUUUGGCUUUGUGUUUCAGAAAAAUGCUCUAGAGCCACCAGGUAAGUCUACAACCUUCUCCACAACAUACAUAUGCCUUCAAAACAAGUGACAUUUCCAGUAUUUAAAAUAAAAAUAUUAUGCAGAAUUCAUCAUUGAGUAACUGCCAUAUGUUUUUUUAAUGAUUCAGGAGUUAGUGAAUUUAAAGAGCUGACGUCUUUUACUGUCUGAACAUACAAGCAGUAAAAUGACAGAAGAACAGAAGAGAGGGAUGAGAUGUCUGGAGGACAGCACUCUGUCUUCCUGUGAAUCUUUUGCUCUCUGGCUCUUCUUUUGUCCCUCCCUGCCACGCCUCCAGGGGUCGCCUUAGCAACAUGUUUUACUGCUGGCAGCCAUAUAAAUACAGCAUUGGCUCCUAAACUAGGAAAGCUGUGCACAGUAACACUCUAUGCCAAGGACACAGCGAAAAAGGGGGCUUCAGCUUCAAAUAUAAAAGGAGGUACACAAGUGAAUGCAAAGUAUUUUAGUUAAUAUUUGAUAUUAUUCACCAAAAUUUUGUUAAAGGAGUGAAUUGCUUUUGUCAUAUGCAACACGGACUGAAAAAAGGGCAUUAAACAGAAAAGACAGAUUUUCAGCACAGCAUGGAUGCAAAUCUGCAUGCGAAUAAAGAGAUGGAUGACGCUGAGUCUCUUCAUGGCAGUAGGAGGGAGGACAGUCUCCUCAACAUGUUGACUGAAACUUUUCGGGGGCUUGAAGCUGCUAGACGCUGUAGAGAUCAUCAUAAUGGAGCGGUGGGUGAGAAGAGAUGCACAGAAGAAGAACCAGGUAGAGGCAGAGGAGAGGAAAUACAGAGAUGGAGUGAAGAAGGGAUGCUCAGUCCAGCAGAAUGUGAGAAGGAGGAUGAGGAGAGAGGAAGAAAUGCUGAUGAAGAGCGGGAGGAGAAAGAGAGCAAGCAGAAAGUUUUGGGAGCGCUGAGGGAGCUGAGUGUUUUUCAUUCAGACAGAGUGACAGCAUGGAGAGAAGUUCUCAGAGAAUGUGCCCACAUGCCUGCCAACUCCCCACCAGGGGACAGUGAUCAGCAACAUCUGUCUACAACAGAUACAGAAUGUGAAGUCACAGCUUGUUCAGACUCCUUCUGUAAUAUUUUUCUGAGUGUUGGGAAUGACAUAAAGAACAUUAUGGACAAACUGAACACAAUCAUAACUAAGCUGGACGAAGAAAUCCUCAAAUUAGGUGCAAAGGAGGCCUCAACUGUGGAUGCAUCACUUCAGGAGACCAGAGCUCCAAAAGCAUCAAAGCAACCUGAAGAUGACAACAAUCACCUGAACUCCCAAGAUCCCCUUGGAUUUGACUCUGGGCAUAAAAAGGACAUUGAAGAUGGAGAUGAGCAAAGUCAUACAAUGCCAUCACCAGACACUGAACAAACAUCAGACUCCAGAUUCAGCAGUUCUGACUGCAGCGAUGUGGAACCGCCAGGGAAAGAAUUUGUGGUCAAAAGUCAAGGGAGUGGUAAUGAGGACUGUGUUUCUCCAGAAAGUCAGAUAGAUUUCCUGGAGGAGACAGAAAAGGACACAAAUAGGGUAAAUGACAAGGGCAAAAAUGAGACAAACAUCGAAUGGAUCACAGUGGGGCUCACUGGUCAACAGGACAGCCAUUCAGAUGUACCAGACGCAUGCUUUAUCAGAGCACCUACGGGCGUGGCUGAAGUCCUGAGAUGUGAAGUGGCCGACACCCUGAGCUGCCUGAUGGUGACCGGCUCGGAGGAGCUGGUCAGCAGAGUGAUUAGAGUCAAAGCUCAGGACGGAGCUAACUUCCAUUUCCCUGUGACCGUGGUUGUGCCUUUCUGCGCCGGUUACCCCGGCAACUACAGGGAUGUCGCUGUGAAGAUAGUUGAUGGGGAGAGGAAAGCAAGCUACGUCACUCCUAUAACAACAGAGGGCACGUAUGGAGGGCAGAGGGGCUCAUUUGCAGAGGUGAGAGUGUACUCCCUGGGCCUGUUUGCAGUGGUUUCCUGUCUAAAAAAAGAAAAUUACACUGUUCCCACAUGGGGUUUGUCACUCAAGCUCCCCAUGGACCCCCGAAUCUGUCUGAACUACCUCCCAGGAUGCUUCACUGCUCCAGUAAUGGCACAAACCAUGAUCCAGCCUGUAGAUGCCAUCCUUCUGGCUGCUGUCAAGUCCAGAAGUGAUGCCUAUCACUCAGUGGUUUCUACAAGCCCACUACUCUACCUCACCCACCCAUCCUCUCAGCCCCCAAGAAGACCCCUCACUAUCACCCUUCCCUGUCCCCCGAACCCUGAAAAGAAGAGGCACACAAGGGGACAAGGGAAGACUCAGCUUGUUAGUGAUUCUCCACCAUGGGAUCAACCUGCUUCCCACAGAAGGAGAAUCCUGGGUGCCUCUGUGAAGUCUAAGGAGAUCUCCAAUGAGCUGCUGAUUGUUCUGGGUUCAAGAGACAAACAGUGGAGCGUCCUGGAUAAAGUCAUAGUCAGGAACCAGCAAAAUGGACUAGUGUCCUUUGAACUGACAGAGAACUUUGACAGACUGCUGGUGGUUCGUCUCCUCUCUCCGCUGCAGCCUUGCCACCUCACCUCCCUGGCAGAGGAGCUGGAGGAGUCGGUCUGCUGCCACGCGGUCACCAUCGUCCUCCAGCGUAGACAGGACGAGCCUCACGCUGUCCUGGUGGCUGCUCUGCCCAGCAGAGACCUCAGCUGGGAGCUGUCCAAACUGCGAGCCCGGGGCUACAGUGGCCUCCUGGGGACCUCGUCGGAGACCUCAUCGGAGAUCUCCAUGUGUGAGGGAGACCAGCUUCUACUCCGUUUCAGUGGCAACAUCACCUCCACAGUAGGAACUCGAAAUGACCAACAUGAUGUUCCACACGAGCGGAUCACCUUCCACAGCCAGCAGAAGAAUCACCUCUUGGUGCAUCUAACAGAAGUUGACCCAUUUGGGAACUACAGCUCACCUCACUACAAGGGCACAGCCAUGUUUUACAAGGUCACCAGAGGUCAGCUGGAGUGGCGAGGUGAUCCAGUCCCUACGGACACAAAGCUCCUGGGAGAUCCUGUCUGUAAGCUGUCUCUGACUUUACCCAAGAAAGUGAGAACCAUUAAUCGGCCCAUCGUAGCUAGGGUGAAGUUAUGCGAGGAGACGGGUUCCCUAUCAGACUCUCUUCUUCUCUGGCUGUCCGGGGAGCUUUCAGAGGAGGAAGUAGCCCUUCUGGUGCUCUCCCUGCGUCUCCGUCGUAGCGCCACACAGCUGGUGAAGCUCCGGGCUGGGGACAGCCUGUCCAGCCAGGCCUUCCAUGUCCUGGCCAUGUGGAGGAGGGGGCUACCGGCUGCCACACGCCAACCCAAGGCCUCUCAGCUGGCUCACUGCUUAUCAAAGAGUGGCAGGCCGGACCUGGCCAGAGAGCUGCUGCUGCGACAGGCUGCAGCCACCAGGCAGGGCUCGCUGAAACAAGAAAGCUUAAAAAGUAGAAAUCACACUGAUUUUUAAUUGCUGCAUUUAGUCAGGGCAUUUGUGCCUGCCAAGUUGGUGGUAGUGUUUUGUUUGAUCCACAAGGGGUCAGCAUUGGACUGUGAGAUUCCGUGCUCUCUUCCAGACUUGAGUCGAUUAUGUCUAUGAGUAAUGAUGACUAUGUCAAACCAGUGAUUUUUAGAGGCCCGAAGACUUAAUAUUAUCUAGUAAAAAAGAAAAAUGAGAAAUAUGUGAAAAAAACUAAUCUAAUUUUGUACAGCAAAUGUUUUUUUCUCUGUUUCCCUCUCCUGUUAAUUGUCUCAUGACCCAUUAUAUUAGUCUUGUGACCCCUUGGGGUGCCAAACCCCAGGCUGGGAACCAGUGAAUGUUGCUUAGUAUUUCUUGUGGCAAAAAUAGCUGCAGAUCAAAACAUAAGACACUGACUGAGACAUUCAGACAAUCACGGUUGAGUAUUAGAAAGUAGUUAGUUUAGCUAUUUGUAAUUGACACCUUACCUCAUAUUAUGUGUUAUAAUCGUAGAAAAGGUUUCGUAGUCAUCUGGACACUGUUUUCAGAAUCAAGACGUUUCGUCUUGACACAAAUGAAGAGAAUUAUCUGCAACCACGACUUGAUUCAGAGUUAAAUAUUAAAAUAAACUUUACAUACAAAAAAACUAUCUUUGUUUGCUGUGAACCUAAACUGUAGCUGAUACACACACUGUAUGUUUGCCUGUAUGUGUUGCCACACAAACGUCUGUACGAGCUUUCUCAGGUUAGUUUUACAUUUAAAGUCUGAAUUUUUUGUAAGCAUUAAUCUCAGCACCUUCAUAUUCUGACUUUAUUUUGUAGUUUGUCUCCACAGACAGGUAGCUGAUUUACACGACCAGUCAGCCAUCUCUUCUCUCUAUGUAAACAAACGCAGACACUGAGCUGUGACCUCUUUUCAGCUCCCUGACACCGAGUCAUCUUUAAGACUUGACUGUGUCUGUUGCCGAUAACUGAUUGGAUAGCAAAGGCUUGUUUCUCAGCAUAA